AUGACCUCCCUGGAACAAAGCCAUGUUGAGUGUCUGAAGUGGUUACCAGCGGACAUAUGCUCCACAAGUGCAUCCCGGAUGAUAGCUACCAUCGUCUUCCCAACCACCGAAGGUUUGUAUGCAGGCAUGUUUGAGGAGAUCCUAAGUUACAUCUACUCUGGAACCCUCCAUGUGUCCCUGGACAAAGUGCAGCCCCUGUAUCAGGCAGCCGACCUCCUCCAACUGGACUAUGUGAGAGACACCUGCAGCAGCUACAUGGCCAUGAACGUGGAGCGCUCCACCUGUGUGGACCUGUACAAGUUUGCUGAUGUCUUCUCGGUGGACAGUGUCCGGAAAGCGUGUCUGCGCGGGAUUGCCAGACACUUUACUGAGGUUGUCUCCAGCCAGGAUUUCUGCAGCCUGAGUGUGAAUCAGCUGACUGAGAUCAUCAGCCACGAUGCACUGGAUGUUGAAGAGGAGACAACAGUGUGGGAGGCUGUGGUGAGAUGGGUGCAGCACAGUAGGGAGGACAGAAUGCACCACCUACCCAGCAUCCUUCCUUACAUCCGAUUCAGCCUGCUGACCUCAGAUGACAUGGCAGCCAUCUUGGAACACUCCCUGAUCAGGGACGACCCUGGGAUUUCUAAGUUCAUCAGGACUGAGGUACGGAAAGAUAACCCCGACCUGAAAUCGAGGCUCGGGAUGACCACGGAAAUGGUUCUGAUGUACAAUCCGACCUGGAGGCACCAUGAUAUCUUCUUAAUGAACCCUCGUGAAGAGAAGUACAUCAACUGCAGUUACAGCGAAGAAGACAUUCCCCGUUUCACGGACAUUACAGUCACCAGUGAUAACGACAUCUAUGUCCUUGAAACAAAAGAGGCAGUGAAUGACCAUCAGGUGUCCCUGUUUAGAUACAACAAUAAACAAAACAUGUGGGAACAAGUAGGUGUGUCCUUAAUAUGUAAAGAACACUAUGACUUCAAGUUCCUCAAGCAACUACUUGUUGAAGUUGAUCAGAUUUUGUAUUACCUUGCUGUUGAUCGAAAUGGAGGCCGACCUUUGUUGCAGACGAGAAAGUACAACCAGCAAGCAACACAAUGGUUGGAGUGUUCAUCGCUUCAAUUCGACGAAACUAUUAAAAACCGUGGAUCCUUCUUUGCAUUGUCCUGUGGUUCACACAUCUAUUUCUUCACAAAUGAGACAUUGCAUCGCUACGACCCGGGACAGGAUCAGUGGAGCAAGCGGACCCCACCAAUGGACAUCGCCAAAGUCUGUACAGCUGUUGCCAUGGGAACAGAGAUUUUCUGCACAGAUCGUAACUUCACUCAGACUCUGGUGUACGACACAGAGUCAGACUGCUGGCAGAAACUGCCGGGCUGGCCGAACCCAGAAAACUUUGUUGUUAAUCAUCAUCCCAGUCUUAUUGUACUGGAGAACCAGCUCCACAUAUUGUUGACCUGUACUGUUGACCUACAGGAAGGUAUCGUAUAUUUGGUAUAUGUAUAUGACAGGUCUGCUGAUGCCUGGAUAGACUUGAAAGCAAAUGUGCCUGAUGAUAUAAGAUGUUGUGCGUAUGGUCCAUGUUGCCCUGUGGCACGUAUAUACCUGCCAUAUCUUACAUAUUAAAAAAAAAAAACAUAAUGUCUUAUGCUUUUCAGUGUUGAUGUUGAUAAGGACACAAAAUACAGGGUAGGACUGAUUAACUGCAUUUUCUAUACAUCAGUUUAUUUUAGAAUACAAUGUGAUAAAAGUCACGUGCAGUCCAGGCAGACGACAAGUAACUGUCUGCCAACCAUUAUCUUCUGAUACAUACAUUUGUAUGGAUGCCAACAACAACGUUAAAGCUGUUGUAUUGCAUAUUGUACUUUAGUAAAAGUUUACAAAUAUUAUUCCUUCUAAUGAUAUUGGUUCCAUAGUAGGCCUUGGAUGAAGGUAACCUGUAAGCCAAACUAACCUUGGAAGGUUAGAUCUACCUUGCUAUUUAGAUCUGGUGAUUAUUUAGCCUAGUAAUAGUUUGCUACCCAUCUGGGGGACUGUACAUUAAAAUUGGUGGUGAUGCCAGUUAAUGAGCAAAUUAAGAAAUGGGUUCUAGAGUGCUCGUUCGGUAACAACAGCCUCUUCUGCAAUCGGGCGAAGGGUGUUUCGGGUGUUGGAAAGCCUGGUCGAACAAUUGCACCUAUUCCUUAAUUCGCUAAUGUAUUGAGAUCAAUCAGCGCCCUCGACCAAAUUUGGACGAUCCAAAAGUUAGAGAUGUCAAGGUUCCCAGACGGAAUAGCAAAGAAGCGACUGUAUAUAGUGUGUAAUAAAAGUUGGAACUAGAAGGGACAGUAUGUAGUGUAUAAACAUCGGAGCGAACUGGUAUCCCGAAGGUCCUCGGGCUAGUGAUGAGUGGCUAAUGAUCUCGAGAGAUAAUGUCACGACUGGUACUGUUACACUAUGUGGAUUAGUGGUGUUGAACUAUCUAACCUUUAAC
Messenger RNA from Branchiostoma floridae (Florida lancelet), 2452 nucleotides. Its product is annotated as kelch repeat and BTB domain-containing protein 2-like. Gene Ontology annotation, molecular function: protein binding. NCBI's taxonomy places the organism in Eukaryota, Metazoa, Chordata, Leptocardii, Amphioxiformes, Branchiostomatidae. The coding region runs from base 1 to 1605 and encodes 534 amino acids. The record is from RefSeq and is a predicted model, not a curated record. The transcript is spliced from 5 exons.